UAUGCACAGUCAUGUUAUAUGACCCGGAAGAUUAUAUGUCGACUGCGCUACGCAUAUAUGCUCAUUAUCUAAUGUAGAAUGUAUCAUGACUAUAGUUAGCCCUUUAUCUACGUAGUCAUGUCAGCUUUACAAGGUGGUAUAAUGUCAGUUGCGAGACACGCAUGGGCAAAUCAUUUCAACUGUCAAGAGUAGGCAGUUGUGGUUUAGUCUCCUCGAACACCGUCACUCAACGUUACCAGGAGUUGACUGUGGUACUAAACAGGCUGUUCGAAGUACGUCUCUCAAGACACUGGAAGGUCAGCACCAUGCCAAACAGGAAGGGACGUCGAACCAAACCACAGAGACUCGAAAGAGUGUACGGGCUGUUCGAGUGUCAGAGAUGUAAACACCGCUGGGGCGAUGAUGAAGUACGUCGUUACGAAAGGACGCACGAGGUAUUAUCUCCUACAAAGUGUAAGAUUUGCGGAGAGAUGAACUUUCCUCACACAACUGAGCGUCUGGUGCAGGAGCGUCAGAUAUGGAGCGAAGGUUUCUGGUACAAUCCCUCUUGCAGACCAGACCAUCAUUCCUACAGGUCUUGGCGCGACAAUGAACACCACUUCGACGACAUCUAUGAAGAUCGUCAACAACCGAAACACAACAAGAAGCUCGAUACACGCAACGAUGGCGACGAAUGUCAUCAGAGAUGGAGGGGAGGUUUCUGGUACAAUCCCUCUUGCAGACCAGACCAUGAUUCCUACAGCUCUGGAAGCGACAAUGAACACCACUACGACGACAUCUAUGAAGAUCGUCAACAACCGAAACACAACAAGAAGCUCGAUACACGCAACGAUGGCGACGAAUGUCAUCAGAGAUGGAGGGGAGGUUUCUGGUACAAUCCCUCUUGCAGACCAGACCAUCAUUCCUACAGCUUUGGAAGCGACAAUGAACACCACUACGACGACAUCUAUGAAGAUCGUCAACAACCGAAACACAACAAGAAGCUCGAAAGACGCAACGAUGGCGACGAAUGUCAUCAACCACGGAAACGAGGGGCCAAGAGAAACAAAGCUUACAAUUACGAUUAACACCGGAUGUGGUGAUGUGUACGGACCUUACUCUUUAAGCCGGUGUACGAGCAGGACUGCAGGACAUGUGACACCCCUGUCUGCCCAUCCGUGUAGAGAAGCUCAUCUGCUCCGUAUGCAACGAAAGGGAUUGCAUAUGUACUGAAUUUGGCGAAAGAGAGAGGAACAUCGACCCCAGCAAAGCACACCGAUCUGACCUCUGUCACAAGUGCCAGUUAGGCUACCCCUGUCGGUAGACAGACCUCCAUAUAUGUGAUCUAUGAAGUGAACUUCUGUAGUAUGCUUGAUAGUACGGCACAGUACUUGGUGUUAUUUACAUGUUACAGG
Haliotis rufescens (red abalone) is the source of this 1394-nucleotide messenger RNA. RefSeq lists its product as uncharacterized. The transcript is spliced from 3 exons. Lineage: Eukaryota; Metazoa; Mollusca; Gastropoda; Lepetellida; Haliotidae. Bases 162 to 1067 code for a protein of 301 amino acids. The record is from RefSeq and is a predicted model, not a curated record.